AUGAACGCCGAUAAUCGAAGAGGUCAAUGGGCUUACGUAUCCGGCAGACUGUUCAUUCCCGCGUCCACGGGCAGCGAUCCCUGGAUGCCCACCGAGAGUGAAUCCAUCGACAUGGACCACCUGGACUCCUCAGAGCGAGACUCUGUUGAUGAACAGGAACGCGUUCGGUCUACCAGCCCCAUCUCUUAUCCUACCAUCUCUUAUCCUACCCAUCCCAGACUCUCUGAAUACCAUCUGUCCAGAGUCAUUGGGUGUGGCUCUUAUGGUAAUGUUUAUCUCGCUCGCCAUCGCGGUGACCAACACCCUUUGGCCAUGAAAGUCAUGGCCAAGCAACAGUGUUCUAAUUCAUCCCUGGCAGACAGUCUGAAGUCUGAGGCACGUAUCCUUAGCUCACUGGACCACCCAUUUGUUGUGGGUAUUGAAUGCGCAUUUCAAAACGAUGAAUAUCUGUUUAUUGGACUCCAAAUCGCAGCAUGCGGAACCUUUCACGAUUACCUGGAAGCAUACGCACCCAUGCAACCUGCCCAAGCCAAGUUCUACGUUUCUCAAAUUUUCAUGGCCCUUGACUAUCUCCAUAGGAAAGGCAUAGUCCAUGGUGAUUUGAAGCCCAGUAAUAUCUUGGUAUCGGAAAGUGGUUACUUGAAACUCGGCGAUUUUGGUCUUGCGCGCACUUCAGGAGCUGAACUCCCGAGCGCGUGUUUCGGAACUUUGCAUUACAUGGCCCCAGAAAUGAUCAAAGGGAAAUCUUUCGGACCCAGCAUCGACUGGUGGGCACUUGGAGUAGUCAUGUACCAGACCGUUUUUGCCUGCUAUCCAUUUGACAUCAUAGGAGAUGAAGCAGAAAGAUCCUACAAAGGGCAUUAUGAGAUACCCUUUGACAUCGAUUCCGAUGCCACAGCGCUCAUAAAUACACUUUUGUCGCACUCCCCUGACCGACGAAACCUCGGCGGUCUUGAGCUCAGUCAGGCGCAUGCUUACUUGCAGGGGAUAAACUGGGAUGACCUUUUCAACAGAGUAUAUAUACCUCCCUUCGAACCACCCGGCCUUCCACUGAAUGUACAUCACCACGACAACAUAAUCGACUACGCAAUAAGAUAUGUGGAUCUGGAUCAAGAAGCCCCUAGGAGAGAUCACUAUUCGGGUCUCUUCCGGGACUUUCACUAUGUCAGAACUCCCUGGCGGGUCAUCAAAGAAAGCCAAAAUUCAAGGCUCAUAUCACCCGGCGGUGAUGAUGAGGCGGGAGCCAAUAUUACCAGAGACUAG
Puccinia triticina is the source of this 1263-nucleotide messenger RNA. RefSeq lists its product as uncharacterized. The transcript is spliced from 3 exons. Lineage: Eukaryota; Fungi; Basidiomycota; Pucciniomycetes; Pucciniales; Pucciniaceae. The record is from RefSeq and is a predicted model, not a curated record. Gene Ontology annotation, molecular function: protein serine/threonine kinase activity; ATP binding. The coding region runs from base 1 to 1263 and encodes 420 amino acids. Gene Ontology annotation, biological process: protein phosphorylation.